AUGGAUUCCCCAGAUAGAGCAAAUCCUAUACUUCCAGCUCCGGGAGUGAGCAGGAACUCAGCCAGCAAUACUGAAGCUAGUCGAUCUCCAGAUCAACAGAAUGACGACGUAUCCACAAACCAGGUUUCACGGGAGGAAGCGUUUGAGAAUAGCAGAUGUAUGCAGGCCCUUCUGCGUUGUAAGAAGUCUUUAUACAUGGGGACAUACAACGCAAACACCUUAAGAGAUGAAGACAGAGCCUUGGAACUAGAGCAAUGCAAUCAUCACCUAGGCAUUGAAAUACUGGGAGUACAUGAGCAUCGUAUCAUCCAUAAUGACCCCGUUGAGUUCAGAAAAAUCGGUACCAGUUACUUUAUAACAUCCUCAGGUUGGAGAAAUGAAAAACAAGCUUCCCAAGGUGGAGUGGGACUACUGUUAGGUCAGAAAGCAAGAAAAGCCCUGCUAAAAGCCAAGAGUAUCGGUAAAAGAAUCAUGAUCGCUGAAUUUGACGGCAAUCCUAAAACAACAKUGAUUGUCGUAUAUUCACCUACCAACUGUGCAGAUGAAGAAGAAGUCGAGGAAUUUUACAACGACCUGAGAAACACUCUUUAGGAUGUCCCGGCACAUAACUUCCUUGCAUGUAUGGGAGAUUUUAAUGCAAGACUAGGGCCAGUCGACGUACCAUUCACAUAUCAUGACAAAACGAACAGGAAUGGAGAGUAUCUCGUAGAAUUAUUAUCUGAGUACUGCCUGAUAGCAUCUAACACACAGUUUCAGAAGCGUUCAGGAAAACUGUGA
Actinia tenebrosa (Australian red waratah sea anemone) is the source of this 777-nucleotide messenger RNA. RefSeq names its product craniofacial development protein 2-like. The record is from RefSeq and is a predicted model, not a curated record. Lineage: Eukaryota; Metazoa; Cnidaria; Anthozoa; Actiniaria; Actiniidae.